GGUGGAGGGAGUGGUGAAUGCAAGGUACGAAGUGAUUGAGUAGUGGGCAUUGUUGUUGAGGAAUGGGUGGCCUGAGGUUUCUAUGGUUUUUAAGAUUUUCAAAGAGCAAGGUGUGAUUCUGACUGCACUUUUAGGUCUAUCUUCAUUCUUCUCAAUGGCAGAGACUUCUAUAACUACACUGUGGCCAUGGAAGGCUGCUAUUUUGCUUCUUACUGAGAUCACUCCAAAAAGUAUAGCUGUUCACAAUCCCACAGAGGUGGCUAGAUUUGUGGCCGGUGGCAUGGCUUUCCUUGAUACUACAUCUAGUGGGAAGAAUUGUUACUUAUUUAUCAAUGGGAAUAAGGAAAUCAUAUCCUCCAUUUCAUCUGUUGCAUUUCUUGUUUCUAGUUGUUUGUUAGCUGAACCUUAUGUUAGUGAAGAUGAAUUAAAGCUGAUGCUACGUGGGGUAGAGUUGAGUGGAGCAAUAGGGGAGGAAGAGCAGGAUAUGAUUGAAACUGUAUUAGAGAUAAAGGAUACUCAUGUUAGAGAGGUCAUGACACCCCUUGUUGAUGUGGUUGCAAUUGAUGCAAGUGCAACUCUUGUUGAUUUUCACCAUCUAUGGGUGACUCACCAAUAUUCAAGGGUACCUGUUUUUGAGCAGCGUGUUGACAAUAUAGUUGGCAUUGCAUAUGCAAUGGAUCUACUUGAUUUUGUUUGGAAGACGGGCUUCUCUUUUGAGUGUACACUGAAGAGGAAGCUCUUACUGAAGCAUGAGUACAGGGUGGAAAAGCGAUCUGCAUGGCACAUAAGGCACAGUUGCAUUGAUCUGCCUUGAUUCAGGCAACAUCCGUAAGAGCUCUUUCUCCUGCCUUAUCUCCUUGGCUCUCUCCAACUAUCUGAACCUUUCUUGCAGAAGAGCAAGGGAUGGAUGAACAAUUGCUGGAUCAAUCUGUCUA
Messenger RNA from Rubroshorea leprosula, 935 nucleotides. The record is from the annotation of a GenBank genome assembly. Lineage: Eukaryota; Viridiplantae; Streptophyta; Magnoliopsida; Malvales; Dipterocarpaceae.